This is a messenger RNA of Hyaloscypha bicolor E, 1951 nucleotides long. Its product is annotated as putative eukaryotic translation initiation factor 3 subunit D. Gene Ontology annotation, biological process: translational initiation. The record is from RefSeq and is a predicted model, not a curated record. Lineage: Eukaryota; Fungi; Ascomycota; Leotiomycetes; Helotiales; Hyaloscyphaceae. Gene Ontology annotation, molecular function: translation initiation factor activity. Bases 36 to 1769 code for a protein of 577 amino acids. The transcript has 3 exons. Gene Ontology annotation, cellular component: cytoplasm; eukaryotic translation initiation factor 3 complex.
GAAACCCACGAACUUCCCCAAAACACGUCGCAACCAUGGCGCCAAUAUCACUUUCAGAUAUCAUUUCCUCUCUACCAUCGGAGGACUCAUGGGGCCCACCAACAUCUACGGAAACGACCCUAAAUGGCGUUCCCUACGCCCCAUACUCGAAAGGCGACAAAUUGGGUCGCAUGGCAGACUGGACCACCGAGGGCAAGGAUGGACGAGAUGGCAGAGGUGGGAGACAACAAUACAACCGAAACUACAGAGACCAACAAGUUUAUGGCGCCGGAACCUCUUCUCUCUUCGCUGUGCAGAUGGCUGAAGAUGAAUCUUCUUUCUCUGUUGUCAGUAAUACUCGUGAUACGGCGAAGACGCGGUUUGGCCGUGGUGGAACCUUUACUCGAGGGCGGGGUCAACGUGGUGGACGGGCAGAUACCAGAGGCGGACGAGGACAAUUCCAGAGAGUUGGAGGACGAGGUGGCCAACAAGGUUACAACAACUAUAAUGACCGAGGAGGGCGAGGUGGUGCUCGUGGUGGGCGGAGAUUUGGCUGGAAAGAUUACGACAAGCCCCAACGAAAUCGCGAUGCGUCUGUUAAUAUCAAGCCGGACUGGAAGAUGCUGGAGGAGAUUGAUUUCAAUCGUCUGGCUAAGCUGAACUUGGAUACGGAUGAUGGAGAGGACAUUGAGAGUUAUGGUUUCCUUUACUACUACGACCGGUCAUUCGACAAGCAGCCUGUUAAGACUGCGGAACGGAAGUUGAAUGUCGUGGAUCGCGCAGCCUAUAACGUUACUACCUCCUCGGAUCCUGUCAUUCAAGAACUUGCAGAGAAGGAUGAAGCUACUAUCUUCGCUACGGACAGCAUUCUCUCGAUGCUUAUGUGCUCUCCUCGAUCGGUUUACCCCUGGGAUAUUGUCAUUGUUCGACAAGGCAACAAGGUCUUCCUCGACAAGAGAGAUAAUGCUACGUUGGAUAUGGUCACCGUCAACGAGAACGCAGCCGAUGCACCAAUGGAUGCAUCAGAUGGAAGCAAAGAUGCUAUCAACCAACCGAGUGCAUUGGCUGAAGAAGCAACCUACAUCAAUCAUAACUUCGCCAACCAAGUCAUGAUCGAGAACGAGAACCAAAAGGUUGAGAUGGCCCACGAGAACCCCUUCUACAACCCAGCCGAGGAGACUGAGCCCGCAGCCAGCAAAGCCUACAAGUACCGAAGAUUCGACCUGUCACUCAACGACGAAGAUCCAGUGCACUUGAUUGUCCGAACAGAGCUCGAUGCUGUCCAGAAGAACGCGAUCAGCGGAGAAGACCAGUUCCUGACCGUCAAGGCUUUGAACGAAUUUGAUCACAAGGCUCAAGGAAGCGGUGGUGCUUUGGAUUGGAGAACUAAGCUGGUCAGCCAGCGUGGUGCCGUCGUAGCGACGGAGAUGAAGAACAACUCGUGCAAGCUUGCUCGAUGGACUGUUCAAAGUAUCAUGGCUCGCGCUGAUGUUAUGAAGCUUGGAUUCGUCUCCCGCGCCAACCCCAAGACCAACGACCGCCACGUUAUCCUCGGCGUCGUCGGCUGGAAGCCUCGGGACUUCGCAUCGCAGAUGAACCUCUCGCUCUCAAACGGAUGGGGUAUCGUUCGCACGAUCGCUGAUAUGUGCCUCCAACGCCCGGAGGGCAAGUACGUUCUCGUCAAGGACCCAAACAAGCAGAUCUUGAGACUGUAUGAGGUUCCGGCUGGCAGCUUCGAGGAUGACGCUGAGGGGGAGAUUAUUGAGGAAGUUGAGGAGGCUGAGGAGUAGGUGUUUGAUGUAAAGAAAAGAAUGGUACAUUGUCUUCUGGGCUGGAUCGGUCUGGAGGCUGGCGUUAAUGCAGGCAUAGCUUAGAAGGAAAAUCAAGCCCGUGUUUCCCAGCUCGCAAGUGCCAACCCAUAAUUCUGUCUUCUUGUGUUCAAUUCCAAUCCUGAAAUGGUACAAAUCUUCAA